This is a messenger RNA of Fusarium graminearum PH-1, 1296 nucleotides long. RefSeq lists its product as uncharacterized. Bases 1 to 1296 code for a protein of 431 amino acids. The record is from RefSeq and is a predicted model, not a curated record. The transcript is spliced from 5 exons. NCBI's taxonomy places the organism in Eukaryota, Fungi, Ascomycota, Sordariomycetes, Hypocreales, Nectriaceae. Gene Ontology annotation, molecular function: oxidoreductase activity, acting on paired donors, with incorporation or reduction of molecular oxygen; heme binding; steroid hydroxylase activity.
AUGGAGUCCAUGAUAAUCACACCCGAGAUGAACUCUACACUCAAGAUAGCAGAUGUCCAAGCACAUGAUCUGCCGUUACAACACAACUUUCUCAGCUAUCUCUUUGGGUUACUCAUCGCCACAUAUAUCGUAUGGCAGUACUUCCUGCGGACAGGAGUGACGGAGAGUGCUUGUUCAGAACCCCCGAUGCUACCAUACUGGAUACCAGUGGUCGGCCACACAUUCUCGUUCCUGACAAACACUCACAAUACUAUCAUGUCUGGGAGGUCGCACUUCAAGAGUAUUACUCACCCUUUCAGCCUGUUAAUUGGGGGCCGUCGGACAUAUGUUGUUCUCGACCCUCAUUACAUUGGUAAGGUCUAUAAAAAGACCAAAGAUCUUGUGCAUGAGCCGUUUAUUGAUCAUUUGAUGAUGUGCAUUGGCACCACUCAAAAGACCAGAGAUAUCAUGUGGAACACCAUGAUUGGGGAUUCCUCGUUAACCGACUCUGCCUUGGACUGGUUACGAGAAGAGGUAUCGCAAAGUCCUUCUUCACAACCGUUCUUUGACAGGUUCAUGAUGGAACUAGACCAUGGUCUACAACAAGGUGAUCCACUAACCACCGGGAGACUACGUGAGCAUAACAUGCUCAAAUUCGUUGAAACCAUAAUUAUUACCGUCUCAACGAACUCCUUCUUUGGCAAAGUCUUGUUAAAACAAUCUCCUGAGAUAUUAGAUUCUUUCCCUAUUUUUGAUCGCCAUGUAUGGAAGAUGGUAUUCCGAGCGCCAAAGUUCACGUUUAUGACUGCUCACAACGCGAAGGGUUCAGUCAUUGAUGGGCUGACCAAAUACUUUGAUCUACCACAGAGUGAAAGACAGGAUGCUGCAUCUUUUAUCUUGAAAUCGGAAGAUGCCAUGCGCGAGAAUGGGAUUUGUUCUCGAGAAAUCGCCGCGUUGUUGUUCAAGUUUUUCUGGGGGAUCAAUGGAAUGCCCGCCACCCUUGCAUUCUGGUUUCUUGCCCGAACCGUCUACACUCCCCAUCUUUGGGAAGACAUCAGAGCCGAAGUUGCUCCUGCUUUCAGAAAUGGCAUUCACAGUCCUCCUGAUAUCGGGUACCUCAAGAAAUGUCCCAAGCUCAAUGCGACAUUCCACGAAACAUUGCGUAUUCAUGGAGGCACAGCUGGCUUUCGUCAGGUGGCAUCAGAUACUGUUAUCGGAGGCUUCACUUUCAAGGCUGGAAGCGAUGUCAUUAUGCCUUACCGUCAAAUGCACCUCGAUGAAGGGAUAUGGGAUUCCACGCGCAUCGGACUGCCUUGA